GCCCGGAAGGCCGUGAGGGUAAUUGGGGAGUCCCAGCCAUGGCCGGCGUCUUCGACAUCGACCUGGAAACGGAGGAGGGGAGCGACGGGGAGGAGCCUGAACUGGGGGCCCUGGAAGUGGACCCAGAUCUUCGCAGCAAUGGCCCAGAGCUUGUCCCAGGAUGCUAUGAGGAGAUUGAAAUCUCUGAGAGCAUUGUCAACAAUGGCCUGGAGCGCAUUGGGCCCCACUGCUUUGAGCUGCUUCGUGUCCUGGGCAAGGGCGGCUAUGGAAAGGUGUUCCAGGUACGGAAGGUGCAAGGCACAAACGCUGGGAAAAUCUUUGCCAUGAAAGUCCUGAAGAAGGCGAAGAUUGCCUGCAAUGCCAAAGACACAGCCCACACAAAGGCUGAGAGAAAUAUCCUGGAGGCCAUCAAGCACCCGUUCAUUGUGGACCUCAUCUAUGCCUUCCAGACUGGUGGCAAGCUCUACCUCAUCCUGGAAUGCCUCAGCGGUGGGGAGCUCUUCAUGCAACUGGAGCGAGAAGGCAUCUUCCUGGAGGAUGCAGCCUGCUUCUAUCUGAGUGAGAUCACCCUGGCCCUUGGUCACCUCCACUCUAAUGGCAUCAUCUACCGGGAUCUCAAGCCUGAGAACAUCAUGCUAAACAGCCAGGGGCACAUUAAGCUGACAGACUUUGGGCUUUGCAAGGAAUCUAUCCAUGAUGGUGCUGUCACCCACACCUUUUGUGGCACCAUAGAGUACAUGGCCCCAGAGAUACUGAUGCGCAGCGGCCACAACCGGGCUGUGGACUGGUGGAGCCUUGGUGCUCUGAUGUACGACAUGCUCACUGGAUCGCCUCCAUUUACAGGUGAAAACCGAAAGAAGACCAUCGACAAAAUCCUGAAGGGAAAGGUGGUGUUUCCACCCUAUUUGACACCAGAUGCUCGUGACCUGAUCAAAAAGUUCCUUAAGAGGAAUCCCAGUCAGAGGAUUGGAGGUGGGCCUAACGAUGCUGCAGAUGUGCAGAGGCACCCGUUCUUCCGACAUAUUAACUGGGAUGAUUUGCUGGCCAGGAGAGUUGACCCACCCUUCCGUCCAUUACUGCAAUCAGAGGACGAUGUCAGUCAGUUUGACACUCGCUUCACACGCCAGACCCCUGUGGAUAGUCCUGACGACGGUGCCCUCAGCGAGAGUGCCAAUCAAGCUUUUCUGGGGUUUACCUAUGUAGCCCCAUCAGUGCUGGAGAGCAUCAAGGAGGGCUUUUCCUUCCAGCCCAAAGUGCGGUCUCCACGGCGCCUGAACAGCAGUCCCCGCACACCUGUCAGCCCGUUAAAGUUCUCACCCUUUGAGGCCUUCAAGCCAAGCACAACAGUGGAGCUGAUGGAGCUGUCGGCACCCCCCCUCACGCCUGUGCCAGAAGUUACCGCCCCACUGCCUAUCAAAACCCCAUCAGGUAGCAAGAGGAAGAAGAAAGGAGGCCGAGGCCGGGCACGGUAGCCGGCCAGCCGGAGCUGAUUGGACUGUUCACCUCGUGGAAUGGAGCCCUCUACUGGCUAGGAGGAGCUCAAGGUGUGCCCUGGGAAUGUGCAGCCUGGUUGGGGAGCCCCUUUCUCCCCCAUGGCAAGGGCUACUUUCCCUCUGGGCUUGAAGUGGCCGCAUGGCAUUGGUGCUUCCCCCAUUUGGGGAAUGUUCCCCACACAAGGUGCUUUAAUAAUGUGUGUAUGUCUGUAUGGGGAGAGUGCUGGGAAGAGAGGGAACUUGGGACAUCUGAAGGAGCUGUCCAGAGAUUCCUGCCUUGAGCUCCCAGCAUUGGCCUCCUUCAUUGGGGUGAGUGCAAGCUGGGGUGGGGAGGGCUUUGCUGUGCUGGCCCCCAGAGGGCAGAGGGCCUGCCUGACGCCCCUUGUUACUGUGGCUACCAGAUCUGUGCCCCUUCAAUGUUUCGAACUACGAAGCAAGGGUGGAAAAGAUCCUGCUGUUUGUGGAGUUGCGCCCUCCCCUCGAAGCUUCUUCGUGCAUCUACUUUUUCCAGCCUCCACCCAAGUGCCAAAAACUUCAGCGCCUUCCUUGUGUCUCCCUAAGCAGCCUUUGCAAGAGGAGCCCUCUUUGCCAGGGCUGCUAGUCUCACCUCUUCGUAUCCCAUGCCACGAACGAAUUCCAGCUGCUGCCGUGCCCGGCAGGCGGCCUGUAAGCACAGCUGCCGGGAAGUACAUGGAGUAUGACAGAUGCCACGACACACGGACAUACGCUUUAGUCGCCCCACC
Varanus komodoensis (Komodo dragon) is the source of this 2236-nucleotide messenger RNA. RefSeq names its product ribosomal protein S6 kinase B2 (gene RPS6KB2). Gene Ontology annotation, molecular function: ATP binding; protein serine/threonine kinase activity. The transcript has 15 exons. Bases 39 to 1472 code for a protein of 477 amino acids. The record is from RefSeq and is a predicted model, not a curated record. Lineage: Eukaryota; Metazoa; Chordata; Lepidosauria; Squamata; Varanidae. Gene Ontology annotation, biological process: protein phosphorylation; signal transduction.